Knipowitschia caucasica is the source of this 1206-nucleotide messenger RNA. NCBI's taxonomy places the organism in Eukaryota, Metazoa, Chordata, Actinopteri, Gobiiformes, Gobiidae. The record is from the annotation of a GenBank genome assembly.
AUGGGCUUCAGAGACGGAGAACAAGACAGAAAACAGGAGGGAGAGAGUGAGAGGGAGAAAGAGAAAAUCGAGACGGAGAGCGAGACGGAGAGCGAGACGGAGAGCGAGACGGAGAGCGAGACGGAGAGCGAGACGGAGAGUGAGACGGAGAGCGAGACGGAGAGCGAGACGGAGAGCGACACAGAAAGCGACACAGAAAGCGACACAGAAAGCGACACAGAAAGCGACACAGAAAGCGACACAGAAAGCGAGUGGGAGGGUCUUCAAGAGCAGCUUAACCGAGCUCAAGAAGAACUGAAGCUUAGAGAUCAACAGAUCUCGGCUCUGCAGCAGGAAGUAACUGAGGUCAAAGACCAGUUAGAGGCAGUUGAGACCAAUUUGAGGCAUUCGUUGGGAUUGGCAAACGAGCGAUCGGCAAGGAGGGAGCAAGCCCAUCAACAGCUGCAGCUCCAGAUGUCAAAGCUACCGUGUCCGUCAGUAGUAAUACAGAUGGACAGCGAGACAGAGAACGAGAGUGAGAUAGAACUGAAAUUGAGAGAUGAACAGAUCUUGGCUCUGCAGAAGGAAGUGACUGAGGUCAAAGGUCAGUUAGAGGCAGUAGAGACCAGUAGGAAUCAUUCUUUGGGUUUGGCGAGGGCGCGAGCGCUGCAGUGGAAGAAAACCCAUCAACAGCUGCAACUCCAGUUAUCAGAGAAAGAUUCUCGGUCUGUAGCAAGACAGAUGGAGACCAGGACACAACUGAGGAUUAGAGAUGAAUGGAUCUGGGCACUGCAGAGGGAAGUCACUGAUGUCAGAUAUCAGUUAAAGGCGGUUGACACCAAUUGGUGGCAUUCAUGGGGUUUGGUCCAUGAGCGAUUGCAGCAGUGGAUGGAAGCCCAUCACCAGCUGCAGCUGCAGUUGUCAGAGAAAGAUUCUCAGUCUGUAGUGAUACAGAAAGAGACCGAGACACAACUGAAGCUUAGAGAUGAACAGAUCUUGGCUCUGCAGCAGGAAGUAACUGAGGUCAAAGAUCAGUUAGAGGCAGUUGAGACCAGUAGGAGGCGUUCAUUGGGUUUGGAGAGGGAGCGAUUGCAGCAGUGGAUGGAAGCCCACCAACAGCUGCAGCUGCAUUUAUCAGAGAAAGAUUCUCAGUCUGUAGUGAUACAGAAAGAGACCGAGACACAACUGAAGCUUAGAGUUGAAAAGAUCUUGGCUCUGCAGCAUUAA